Molecule: messenger RNA, 10322 nt
Organism: Peromyscus maniculatus bairdii (prairie deer mouse)
Lineage: Eukaryota; Metazoa; Chordata; Mammalia; Rodentia; Cricetidae
Gene: Ppp1r9a
Product: protein phosphatase 1 regulatory subunit 9A
Biological process (GO): calcium-mediated signaling; neuron projection development; actin filament organization
Cellular component (GO): actin cytoskeleton; dendrite; postsynaptic density
Molecular function (GO): actin filament binding
Source: RefSeq, a predicted model, not a curated record
UGUCUCCCGGCACCCCGGGAGGAAAAAACAGGGGCACCGGGUGCUCAUCACCCUCUCCUUUGCUCUCUCGGCUUAACGUGGCCCGGGGAGCUCGUCCCUGCCCGGUGCCACACACGCUGGCAGCCGCCUGGCAGCCGCCGGGAGCCGCAGCCCAUGUGUUAGGACUUCAGGUGCUUCUUGGCCCAAAGCUAGACUGCGACCUCCUACCGUAGCGCUUGGCGUCACCUGCUCUCCCGGCCCUGCCCCGGGGCCGAGGGAUUGCGUCCCGAAGCAGGCUUGGGAACCGGCUGCCUCUCAAACGAACCUCUAGCCUUGCUUUGAAAAAGCCAUUUUGUGUAACUUUUGACUGUUGAAUAAAUUGCUAACACACCCGUUGGGAUCAUCACUGGAAAAGUAUGCCACUCGAGAGGUCCUUUGCUUGACCCGGUACUGGGGGUUAGGAAGAGAGGUGUUUUUCUUUUUGUUGUUUUUCCCCUUAUCAUUAUGAGCAUUGGCUCUUCACCCUUGAAGUGAAAAUGUUGAAAGCCGAGGCUUCAGGUGAACGCACCACGCUCAGAAGCGCCUCUCCUCACAGGAAUGCAUACAGAACAGAGUUCCAGGCACUGAAAAGUACUUUUGACAAACCCAAGUCAGAUGGGGAACAGAAAACAAAAGAUGGCGAGGGCCCCCAGCAGAACAGGGGGAGGAAAUAUGGCUCCAAUGUCAACAGAAUUAAAAACCUAUUUAUGCAGAUGGGUAUGGAACCCAAUGAGAAUGCUGCUGUCGUUGCCAAAACGAGGGGAAAAGGUAGACCUUCAUCCCCUCAGAGAAGAAUGAAGCCCAAAGAAUUUGUGGAGAAAACGGAUGGCUCAGUGGUUAAGUUGGAGUCCUCUGUUUCUGAACGAAUUAGUAGGUUUGACACAAUGCACGAUGGCCCUUCAUAUGCUAAGUUCACAGAGACUCGAAAGAUGUUUGAGAGAAGUGUGCCUGAGUCAGGGUACAAUCAUCGCUAUUCCCCAAAGACAGAGAAAGCCGGAGGGACUGAAGCACAGGAUGACUGGGGUGGCUCCAAGUCCAACAGAGGCAGCAGUGAUUCCUUGGACAGCCUGAGCCCCCGGACUGAAGCUGUCUCCCCAACAGUGAGUCAACUGAGUGCAGUAUUUGAGAGCACCGAGUCUCCGGGUGCCAUCAUUUCUGAGAAGGCUGACAGCAGUGACUUCUCAGUGACCGGGCACUACCCUCUGAAUUUACCAUCGGUUACCGUUACCAACCUUGAUACCUUUGGCCACCUCAAGGAUUCGAAUGCAAGGUCUUCAAACAAACAAGCUGUUGAUGCAGAGGAUGCCCAGCAGAGCAGCGCAGCUCCACAAGUGGCUCAGAAAGGUGCCUCUCUAGCUUCGUUGCCUAGUGAAGAGCUCCAGCCGAGCAAGGAAGCCGAGGACUUCCCAUCUCACCAAGAGACUCUGGGCAGCACUGACAAAGAUAUUCCUGAAGAACCCUCUGCUGAAAACCAGGCAAUGCCAAAGUCUGAUAUACUCUCACCACAGAAAGAAGCUUUAGAAGACGCUGAAGCUAAUGUGGUCGGCAGUGAGACAGCAGGGCAGCAGAAGAAAGACCUUACAGGUGGUGAUGUAACCUCUCCUGAUGCUUCUGCAUCCAGCUGUGGCAGAGAAGUACCCGAAGACUCAAAUAGUUACGAGGGUUCCCAUGUGUACAUGCACAGUGACUAUAACGUGUACAGGGUGAGAUCCAGGUAUAACUCCGACUGGGGGGAGACAGGCACUGAGCAGGACGAAGAGGACGACAGUGACGAGAACAAUUACUAUCAGCCCGAUAUGGAGUACUCCGAGAUAGUUGGGUUGCCAGAGGAAGAAGAAAUCCCAGCAAACAGGAAAAUUAAGUUUAGUUGUGCUCCGAUUAAGGUUUUCAACACAUACUCCAACGAAGACUAUGACAGGAGAAAUGAUGAAGUUGACCCUGUGGCUGCAUCUGCUGAGUAUGAACUUGAAAAGCGAGUAGAAAAACUGGAACUUUUCCCGGUGGAGCUGGAGAAAGAUGAGGAUGGGCUUGGCAUAAGCAUUAUUGGAAUGGGCGUUGGCGCCGAUGCAGGCCUGGAGAAGCUGGGGAUAUUUGUCAAGACAGUGACAGAUGGUGGCGCUGCUCAGCGGGAUGGCAGGAUCCAAGUCAAUGACCAGAUUGUGGAAGUGGAUGGAAUCAGCUUGGUGGGGGUCACACAGAAUUUUGCAGCAACUGUUCUGCGAAAUACCAAGGGCAAUGUCAGGUUCGUUAUUGGGCGAGAAAAACCAGGCCAAGUGAGUGAGGUUGCCCAGUUGAUAAGCCAGACCCUGGAACAGGAGAGGCGCCAGAGGGAGCUGCUCGAGCGCCACUAUGCCCAGUACGAUGCUGAUGAUGAUGAGAACACUGUGGCUGAAUUGCAAGGAAUGUCUGGCAACUGCAAUAACAAUAACAACCGUUUCCUUAAGACUGGAGAAUAUGCCACUGAUGAAGAAGAGGAUGAAGUUGGGCCCAUUCUUCCUGGUGGUGACAUGGCCAUUGAAGUCUUUGAGCUCCCUGAGAAUGAGGACAUGUUUUCCCCAUCUGAUCUGGACACAAGCAAGCUCAGUCAUAAGUUCAAAGAGUUGCAAAUCAAACAUGCAGUUACAGAAGCAGAGAUUCAAAAAUUGAAGACCAAGCUGCAAGCAGCAGAAAAUGAGAAAGUAAGGUGGGAACUAGAAAAAACCCAACUUCAACAGAAUAUUGAGGAGAAUAAAGAAAGAAUGCUGAAGCUGGAGAGCUACUGGAUCGAGGCACAGACAUUGUGUCACACCGUGAAUGAGCAUCUCAAAGAGACUCAAAGCCAGUACCAGGCCUUGGAAAAGAAAUACAACAAAGCAAAGAAGUUGAUCAAGGACUUUCAACAAAAAGAGCUCGAUUUCAUCAAGAGACAGGAAGUGGAAAGGAAGAAGCUGGAGGAGGUGGAGAAGGCUCAUCUGGUGGAGGUCCAAGGCUUGCAAGUCCGGAUUAGAGAUCUGGAGGCUGAGGUGUUCAGACUACUGAAGCAAAAUGGGACUCAAGUUAACAACAACAACAACAUCUUUGAGAGGAGAACAUCUCCUGGAGACGUCUCAAAAGGAGACACUAUGGAGAAUAUGGAAGUCAGGCAAACGUCCUGUCAGGACGGCUUGAAUCAAGACUUGAAUGAAGCGGUCCCAGAGACAGAGCGCCUGGAUUCGAAAGCACUGAAAACUCGGGCCCAACUCUCUGUGAAGAACAGGCGCCAGAGGCCCACGCGGACACGGCUGUAUGACAGUGUCAGCUCAACUGAUGGGGAGGACAGCCUGGAACGGAAGCCUUCAGACAGUCUCUAUAACCACACACACGUUACCAAACCGCUUCUGCCCGAGGGUUGGAGAGCUUCUUCUCCAGAGUCAGACUCUGGUGUUGCACCCCUCACCCCUGUGGCUAGCCAUGGGGCCUUCUCCUCUCGCCACGAGACUGAGUCUCAAGAAGGGUCACGGAUGCCAGAAAGAGACACGUUCUCCUCCGUCUCGGGAGACACUUCACCCUCCUCACCUUCAAAAUCUGAUCACAAUACAGAAGACUCUCCUUGCCACCACCAAGCAACCAAGAAAAUAGUACAUGAAAAAGACCAUGUCAUUUGUCCUAAAUCACUACGAACAUCCAGUUCAUUCGUGUUGCAAGGAGGAAAAAUUAAGCAGAAGUUUGUGGAUCUGGGGGCACCUUUGCGAAGGAAUCCCAACAAGGGGAAGAAAUGGAAAGAAAAAGAAAAGGAAGCCAGUAGGUUUUCUACAGGUAGCAGGAUCUUCAGAAGCAAGUUGGAGAACUGGAAAGCCAAGCCUUCCCCUGCGGCUCAGGCCUCCACCCGCUCUCCUUGCAUGCCUUUCUCAUGGUUUAACGAAAGCCGGAAAGGAUCCUAUUCCUUUGGGAACCUGCCUUCAGUUCCGCGUCCCCUUCAGCCUUCUCCUGAGACACUAAUUUCAGAUAAAACAGGGUCCAAGAAUUUCACCUUCAAUGACGACUUCAGUCCAAGUAGUACCAGCUCGGCAGACCUAAGCGGCUUAGGAGCAGAACCCAAAACACCAGGGCUCUCUCAGUCCCUGGCACUGUCCUCGGAUGAGAGCCUGGAUAUGAUAGAUGAUGAGAUCCUCGAUGAGGGACAGUCUCCCAAGCACAGUCAGAGUCUGAACCGGGCCGUUCAUGAAUGGAGUGUGCAGCAGGUUUCUCACUGGUUGAUGAGCCUAAAUCUGGACCAGUAUGUGUCUGAAUUCAGUGCCCAGAACAUCACUGGGGAGCAGCUCCUGCAGCUCGAUGGGAGCAAACUGAAGGCACUUGGAAUGGCGUCAUCCCAGGACCGGGCACUGGUUAAAAAGAAACUGAAGGAAAUGAAGAUGUCUCUAGAGAAGGCUCGAAAGGCCCAGGAGAAAAUGGAAAAGCAGAGAGAAAAGCUGAGGAGGAGGGAACAUGAGCAGAUGCAGAGGAAGUCCAAAAAAGCUGAAAAGAUGACGUCCACAACCGAGAACAACAGUGAGCAGUGAUCCCUGGUCUCCUCUAGUACUGGGGAAGCUUGAGGGAAGUCCCGCCCCUUCCUGGCCCCCUUCUCCCGCAGAGGAUGAAGACAGACUGAUGGGGACAGUGCCACUGUGGGCGGUUUAAAGAACUGUGUGUUGGAUGCACUCUGAGUUUUAACCUCCUAAAGUAACCCCAAGCCACAUUUGGUUUAUUAACAAACCAGAAAUACCAUUUUUAUCUUCUACUUAACCAACAUCCUGUGCUGUGUUGAGCGUAUGGUGCCACUUGGAGAACCAGCCUGACCCAGCCAAUGAGAGCAGGACUCACUCUGGUGUUGUGAGUGGAGCACCCAGAAUUUCCAGUGAGAGGCCCUGAAACUGAGAUCGUAGCCCUGGUGGUUGAUGUGCAGAGAUGAGGAAGCUGCCCUGCUCCUGGGUUCAGAUUCUAGUACGGUGUGUAGGAAAGGCUCUCCUCCGUUAUGACUGUACAGCGAGUCAGUCCUGUUGGGAAUGUGGGUGCCCAGCACAUAAUUACCAAAUGGGGGGAGAGCAAGCAUGUUGUUCCAUGUGCUGGGAAUCAAAAAGAGAGAAAAACCGUAGCUCUUUGUUAACUGUAGAAGAAAUGAAGACGCCUUAAGAACAGAGCUGUGGGUGGACCGAGGGGCUUGAGAGGUAACAUUUUCCUCCAUGUAUUGCUGAACAAAGAAGAAAAAGUCGGAGCACAGUGCAGCCCUGGGUGUUGAGAUCUGCAGCUCCGUCUGCCAGCCCUGCCAGCCCAGGGUGUCAACAGCGCUGACAAACACAUACAGCCCGCCCUCCCAACAAACGGGACCGGAAAUUGAGUUUAAGGAAAGAACAUUUUCAGGUUUUCCUCUCCUGGGACACACUCUGGCUGGUCUUCAGCCUGUCUAUGACACAAUCAGGAACUUGUCACAGAUUUUCUACUCAGAAUUUCCCAAGUGGGCUCGGUUAGUGCUUUAACAAAUGUACUUUUAAGAACUUAAAACUAGAAAUACUGGUUGGAGAUUGAGAUUUGAGUAACAGUCAACCAGAGAAAUUUUUUUGAGCACACACAAUUCUUUCUGUGAAGGACAGCUGUCAGUUACAGUUUAGAGACGUUUUGAAUGACUUUUAAGCAGUUCUCUCCGUAUUCUAAAGAUUUCCAGGCUUGUUUGGGACACGGGGUGAACUUUAGCAGUAUAAAAUCUUACGCUUAAGUCCAGUAUUAAGGAUUCCAGUAUUUGACCAACCACAGCUGAGUGCAGGAGGCUGGGGCGGGAGGGGGAGAAACUUGAGACAUUUCAGGGCGUGAGGGUUCUUACUUGUUUGCUUGCUUUACUUUUGCUUCUUUUGCUUAUGUAUCUAACUCUCGUUGCUGCAUUGACUCCCAAACUGACGUCAUCUACCUUACGAUGGACAAAUUUUAAAGUAGAACUAGAGGCCAGAUGAAUUCUUGGGCGCAUAUUUUCCUUCCUUUAAAACUGCACCAGGCCCUUCUGUCCACAGCCCCGUGCAUAUCUCCUCUGGGUGAGCAGGUUUGCAGAGUCUGCGCUGCGGAGUUACUACAGACGCCUGUGGGGAUGGGGGUCCGCUCCGCUGCCGGGGUGGCCUUGCCUUGUAGUGUGACAUUGUGACUUUUCAUUUUUAUUGUUAUUUUUGAAACAUAGGAAUUCUGAAAUUAUCUGUACUAGAAACUUCCUCCUGUUCUUUCUCCCAGGGCCUGCUUCCUUUUCUGGCCCAGAGCACUUGUGCUAAGUUCCGGUCCUUCGGAAAAAGAUACACUUCAGUCUUAAACAUGACAGGAGAGUAGCAUAGUGCUCAGCAGUCACCAGACCCCUUUCCUGGUUCUUGCUUGCGGUCAAGUACUGGGUACCUGUGUAUGUCUUCAGAUGUCUGAUGCUUUGCCACUUACUAAUAUUUUGAAAAACCAAGAGACACAUUACUGAACUAAAAAUUCAGCAAACCUUUCCUAAUACCAGAAGACUAACAAAUAUCAGGCAAUACUAAUGCUUGCUAUUGUAAAUUUUAGCCAUUUUUCUUUUCUUGGGGGGUGGGGUGCGAACCUGGAUUGCACUGGAAGCUUCUUUGUGUUCAUUUAUGAGAGUGAAAACAGAAGGAUGAUCAUUUUAAGUUGUGUUUACACUUUGAUGAUAUUUGAAAUUGAAUGUAUAUAUUGGAAAUGUCUAUAGUUCGUCUCUGCCUGUAACUUAAGAUCUCUUAGACUGCAUUUCUUAAAUACAGUGUUCUUACUGCAACUUAAUUAAGACUUCAGUGCCCGGGUCAGUGUUAUCUCACAGUUACAGAUCAAGUUCAUUCUCUUUGCAUCAUUUAGUUUGUAUUUCAACCAUUUUGAUCUUUAAGUUAAAUCAUCACAAUCUUAGACCUAAAUGAAUUCUUUUAACAUUGCUACUUAAAACUGGCAAAAAUGUAAAAGGCUUUUGAUUGUAUUGCUGAGCAAAGGACAUAAGCUGGUCGACCCAGUCUGAAAACAAAGCGAAGGACCUCAGACCUUGUGAGCAAUUUGUUUUCCUGUUAGUCCCCUAUUGACUGUGCUGCAUGGUGAUAACCAAGUUUCCAAUGUCUUGCACAAUUCCUGCUUUAAUGCUGUAGUUUUCAGGGUUUAUACAAUUUAACAGAGAAUUGUCGCUUUGUGGACAUUCAACAUUUUUUGGAAGGUUUUCAGAUUUUCAACAAAUGAACAAAAAAGGGAAUAUCUGAUUACUAUGAACUAUAUUCCAGUGAAGUAUUCACUAGGAUGCUACCAAUCACCAAGAGUGUUUUGGGGUACAGGUGAUGUUUGGGCAUGGGGGUACAUGGUGAGGCCCUGCCCUAGGUAGAGAGCACUAUAGGAAUAGAAUCUGGGGCAGGGUUCCACUAAAGAACUUUGUAAUGGAUUGCUGCACUUAAGACCAUCUCCUUAAAGUGACUCACACUUAUGUAAUCAUUUUUCCUUCCUCUCUGGAAUGCGAAGAGUCCUGUUAGCGUGGAAACCACGCUUCAUCCACUUUAGUGCUCUGACGAAGCCCGCAUUUAGUACCGUGACAGCAAAACUCUUCUCCAGUCAUCUUUCAUCCGUUAGCUGAGACUGACAUGGACCCCCUAAUGUAGACUUUUAAAAUAUCACAGCAGUUUAUGAUUACAGUGUGACAGGAGCCAAUGCCAAACCCAGCUUCCAACAGGCACGAAAUGUGUUCCUUUAUUUUAGGAGAUGAAGGGGCUGAGGAGAAGUGAGGACUCGUGCCACUGUCCGUGCCAGACAGUAUUUACCCAGGAUCUUAGAAUACCUCAGGCCUAAGCUGCAAGAAUGUCCACAGGUCAGACUGGGUUGUCCUGAAGAUGAAGAAGUCUCAUCUAGGGUCUUUGUCCAAUAGGAUUAACUUGUGCCUGAAAAUUAUGUAAAAAGUAAACAAUUUGCAUUUAUACAGUUAUUCUAAGUCAUUUAUAAACAUGAAAGGUUGGAUAAAUUUGAGGAGGACCAUCAACACUUAACAAGGGUGUUUAAGAUAAUUCUGGAGGAGGGAGGGCAAAUGAUUCUAAAAGAAACUUCUGUACAUGGGAUGCAUAUUUCCCCUUCAUGCACUGAGAUAUUUAAGAGUUACCUAAUCCACUCGAGUAACUAAAGGCUCUUCCCAUAGAGCUGGCGAUCAGGAGCAUGUGGCUUUAGGGGACAGGCAUCCGCAGGGGCAUGCCACUUGCUGCCACAGAGACCCUGCCUGAGUGAAAAGGUAGUUAGGAGACGACAGAACUAGCUUUCGUGUGUUUUCUUACUUCCAUUGAGUCGGGGCUCGACCUGUGUCCAGUUCCAAAGGUGAGAUUGUGGAGGUGAAGUCCAAGAUUAAAGCAUCUUUACUUUCUUCCAAAGUUGUCCUCACUGUGAUAGGACAAAGAAGGGGAUAGACUCCAAAGGAAACAGCGGUUCAGGAAGUCUGUUUGACCGAUUCGGUCCUGAAAGUCAGACUGAGUGUGCUGGCUGACUUUGUUCGCAUUUGUCUUGAGUAUUUAAGGCCCCAUGGAAUUUAAUCUUGAUCCAAAACAUUGGAGGAAAAAUAACACCAUAGAAAACACAUUGUAACAACUUGGAGAGUAGCAUUGAAGAAACUGGAUUGAGCAGUUAGAGGUCAAAGGGGAAACCUACACAAUAAGCCUCCCCCUGCUAAGUGACACCAGUUCCAUUCACGGGAGGCCUGCGGUCCUCACCUGUUUGUGCAAGGAUGUCUGUGUGGAAUUGUAAGAGCAUGUUUGUUACUCAAGACUCAAAUCUAUAAGCACCUGGACCUGUUUCUGUAUCCUCAGAGCAGGGGGCAAAAGAAGCUCCAUGCUUCCCAGCCCUUGACCCCACCCACGCCCCAGACCAUUAGGGAUCCAGCGAUGUGCAAGUCGCAGGAGUACAAGAGUACGAGAGCGAGCCACAAAUUCUCACUCAUGUGCAUGCCACUCGUGUGGGUGUCAGAACUGUGUGUGACUGUGUCCCCUACCUUACACACAUAUAUAUCAUAAGCACGUGGCAUAAAAAUAUACUAUACAUGGACUACAGUGAUGUUAGUUAGGACCCUGGGCUGUAAUCAUAGCCUUAUUGCCUCUUUUUGUGUUGUGUAUACAUUGAAUGGCUCAUAGAUUUUAAGAGAUUUUUUUUUAAUGUAAGUAUCCUACUAAAUGCACUUACGCUUAUAAAUGUUUAUAUAUUUUGGUAAAACUGAUUUAUUAGAUCUUUGGUAUUGUAUUUUAGUAAGAAAUUUUCCUCAAAGGUUUGAUUAAUGCUUUGAUGUCAAGAUUGCACUUUUUUUAGUUAGAAAUCAGAAGAUAUUAUGCAGCUUUGGGCAUUUUCAACUGCAGAUGGCAGUUUUCUAGACUAAAAAUUGCACUGUGUGUUCUUGUGUAUCAGCUCUCACUCUAAAAUGAGAUCUUCAGUAGCUUAUGUCACUAACUACUGGCUCUCUGGUGGCAGUAUUUCUGUCAUGUGACCACUAUUUACUUCCUAGGCCAUCAGCUUGCAAUGGCAUUUUGGUUGCUACCAAAAAUAACACAAUGGGUUAUGAGUCUAUGUUGUUGGAAGAUGUGUGCGUCCAUUUCCUUCAGCUGUUUUAUGCAUACACACAAGUAUCAUGUUAAGGAUUUAAGCAUUCAUUCAUGAAAGAACAAUUGGCCAGAAAUACCUUAAAUUACCUUUAAAAAAAAAAAGCAGCUAGAUAACACCUCCCAAGUGAUUCUCAAGCUAGAUAACACCUCCCAGCAACAUCAGGUUCAAUCAGUGAUUAAUAAAAUCUCUAAACAUACAUGCGUAUACACUCCUCGGUAUUACUUAAUGUCAUAACUACUGCUUCUGUAUUUUUUUCAAUGAUAUUUUGAUGAAGCCACUUGUACAUCUGCUAUAUAUCAUUGACAAGACUGGGCAGCUGAAAAGCAGAAAGAGAAUAAAAUUCUGUUCUACUGUAAGAUUUGAUUCGUUUUUAUCUUUCUUUGUAUAUUGCUAAAGGGAAAGUGGUCUGAAAAGCAUUUGAGUCUGAUAUGUAUGGGUAGCAUAUUAACUGAAACUCUUAAUUUAUUCAUUUUGCUGUCUGAUUAUUUGCAUGGAAGAGACAAUAGUGCCACAUCUGAUCUGUUCUUUGGUGCUUGAUUAGUGUGUGCUGUUUCAUAUGGCAUUCCUUAUCUUUGGUUUUCAGAGGCUUCAAAGCAAACCAUACCAUAAGCGGCCCAUUGUUUUCUGACCAUCUAAAAAUACCUGUGAUGAAAUUUAAUUUGUUAGUGUAAAUAAAUUUCUUGCCAAUGAGUAUUAUUGUUGUUAGAUAAUGAAUGCAAUAAAAGGAAAUACAGUGA